Messenger RNA from Magallana angulata, 1759 nucleotides. RefSeq names its product target of rapamycin complex 2 subunit MAPKAP1-like. Gene Ontology annotation, cellular component: plasma membrane; cytoplasm; TORC2 complex. The record is from RefSeq and is a predicted model, not a curated record. The transcript has 12 exons. Bases 95 to 1621 code for a protein of 508 amino acids. NCBI's taxonomy places the organism in Eukaryota, Metazoa, Mollusca, Bivalvia, Ostreida, Ostreidae. Gene Ontology annotation, biological process: TORC2 signaling. Gene Ontology annotation, molecular function: phosphatidylinositol-4,5-bisphosphate binding.
CUUCUGUGACAGAAGAGCAGAAAGGGUCUAGAAGAAGCUUAUGAAAAGUAUGUUACAACUCCUUAAAUAGAGAGCUACUCCUAUAGUAUCAAUCAUGGCUAUGAUGGACAAUGCAGGUUUCCUUCUGGCUCACAUUCGAAACUCAUUCAUUACAAGUGAUGAUACUGGAAUGUGUGAGUUGAUAAUCGAAAAUGAUGAAACAGACAGAGAAAGCAAAAAAGUUUCCAGGCUAGAUGGAUCCUUCACCGAUAGCGGUGCAGAAUUCUCAGAUCAUGAACUAUCUACAUCUUACGAUAUUCUUCCAGACAUGGGAUAUGGACACAGACUGAGAUCUAACACUGCACAGAGACUGGAGAGGUUAAAGAAAGAGAAGAAAAGUCAACGAAAGGUCAAAAACAUAUCAUGGCGAGACUGUCCAUCAGAUUACACAGCUGAAGAUAAAGGGCACCUGUUUGAAAAGAAAUCUCUGCCGUACCCAGAUUCUGAUCCAGGGGAGCUGUCAAAAGCUUCCAAAUUAUCGCAGCAAAUUGAGAAUUAUGCCAGUUCAGGAGAAAACCGAUUUCUGGAAUAUGCAAAGUUUGAUGGAAGGGCCAGUGUUGGAACUCCAACUAAGAAGAUUGAUAUAUUUUUGACCAUGUGCCCUCCUGGAGAGAGGGAGUAUCCUAUUACAGUCAUUGUUGUGGCAUCAGCCAAAAUCCAUGAUUUGAUUGGCCUAAUUUGCUGGCAGUACACAAAUGAAGGAAGGGAACCUAAACUUAAUGAAAACAUUGAGAUGUACUGUCUCCACAUUGCUGAAGAUGAUGGUGAGGUGGACACAGAUUUUCCAAGUUUAGACAAUAGAGAACCAGUGUCCAAGUUUGGUUUCUCAAAGCUGGCUCUUGUAGAAAAAGACAUUCCUCCACCUGCAAACAACCGCUCCACACACGUGGUUACAGUAUAUGUUCCAAACAGAGGCUUCAACAAAUUCCAAGUGGAAAACAUGAACACAACUAUUCGAGAAAUUUUACAGAGGGUAUUAAAACGAAGAAAAGUUAAAAUAAGGCCAGGUCAGCAGUACAACAUUGAGAAACAGAGCGAGCCCGGGGUGUCAUUAGAGCUCGAUGCUACACUGGCCAGUAUGGACACACUAGAGUUCUGCCUCGUCCGUGAAAACAGUACUCGUGGUGAGUUUGAGGAGGAACGGGACGGAGAUGUGUCAACGAUAGCGGACUCACUGACCAGCCAUCAGUACAAGAGUUACAUCGUCAACAUGAUUCAUCGACUCAGGACCAACACGGAGGUCCAACUAGGAAUAAGUGGGGAAAAGAUCGAGAUUGAUCCAGUGGGUACUAAAGGUUCAGUCAAGUUCCUGAGGCAGAAGGCUGCUACAUAUUUAGCAGACACCAUAGCCUCAGCAGACAUCAUAGAAGAUAAAAAUGGUAAAUCUGUGUUCCGCCUGACCUAUUUCACAGACAAGGACAGCUAUAAGCACCACGACUUUGAGGCUGAUGAUGACGUCGCUCAUGAAAUAGUGCAAAAAAUCAAAAACAUUCUGGAAAUGAGACUGAGUCCUGUCCGAAAAGAUUACAUGGCCACCAAGGAGCGAAAACUUAAGAAACGCGAGUCGCUAAAAUUUAGUUAGCAAAUACGCCGUAAUAUUACCAUUCAUCAGUUUCCUCAGGUGCAGUUGUUUUUGGAAAUACAUAUGCAUAUGGCAUGUUUAUAUAGGAAAUAUAUGUGUAUUGAAAUCAGAAAGUAUAUUAAAGGAUCUCACAUUUGU